Messenger RNA from Cynoglossus semilaevis (tongue sole), 1957 nucleotides. RefSeq names its product arf-GAP with dual PH domain-containing protein 2-like. The coding region runs from base 304 to 1449 and encodes 381 amino acids. Gene Ontology annotation, molecular function: phosphatidylinositol bisphosphate binding; phosphatidylinositol-3,4,5-trisphosphate binding; GTPase activator activity. Gene Ontology annotation, cellular component: plasma membrane; cytoplasm; intracellular membrane-bounded organelle. NCBI's taxonomy places the organism in Eukaryota, Metazoa, Chordata, Actinopteri, Pleuronectiformes, Cynoglossidae. The transcript has 11 exons. Gene Ontology annotation, biological process: heart development; positive regulation of GTPase activity. The record is from RefSeq and is a predicted model, not a curated record.
UUUUUUUAUCUUCUUAACCAUACUCCAACAAAUGAGACAUGAGAAAAAUAAGCAUACGACACAUGGAGGUCAUUCAGUGUGUUUAAUACCGGAGUCUCUAUCACUUCCGUUUUACACCUGGACGUUAGUUGCGCAGGGAACAAUAUACUGCACAUUGUGGUGUUUUUAUGAGGAAAUGCUGUGCCUCUGCUCAGUGGGACUCUUGCGUGUAUCAGCAACAGAGUAGAACAUAUUUCACAAUAUGGUUAAUACUUAGGAUGUUUUUGGUUCUUAGUCAACGCUAAAACAAGUGAACCUUCACAUAUGGCUAUUUUGGAAAGGAAUAAUAAAAUCCUCCUUGAUUUGGCGCGACAGCCGGGUAACAAUAAAUGUGCAGACUGUGGUGCUCCUGAGCCUGACUGGGCCUCAUACACUCUUGGUGUGUUUGUGUGUCUGAGCUGCGCAGGAAUACAUCGUCAUUUGCCUUCAGUGAGCAAAGUGAAAUCGAUUCGUCUGGAUCUCUGGGACGAUCCACUAGUACAGUUCAUGCAGGAGAGGGGGAACUCUGCAGCCAAAGCCAUUUUUGAGAAGUGUGUUCCAGUCUUUUUCUACCGACCACAACAUAAAGACUGCACUGUCCUGAGGGAGCAGUGGAUUCGUGCCAAGUAUGAAAGAAGAGAGUUCACUGGAGAAAAUAACUACUUACAGCAAGUGUAUGCUUCAGGACGAUUUGAAGUAACGCUAUGGAAGAAAGGCAAAGUUAACAAGCAGUUUCUUAGAAGGAUUUUUCUUUUGUCUCAAAAGGACCUCACUCUCAGAUACUUUAUUAAGGAGGACUCGAAGGUUCCAAAAGCAGUCAUCGGUAUGAAUGAUCUGAAUGCAGUUUUCCAGCCAGAGAAGGUUGGCCACGCCCACGGCCUACAAAUAUCCUACCUGCACGACAAACGUAUAAGGAAUCUGUUUGUUUACCACGAUGAUGGACAGGUCAUUGUGUCUCUAUUCAAUGCUCUCCGUGCAACACGACUCUCAUACCUCAAAAAGAAGCACCCCACUUUUCGAGAAAAUGACUUAAUACCUCAGUUGACACGACACUGCCUAAAGGAAGGAUACAUGGAGAAGACUGGACCAACACUACGAGAGCCUUUCAAGAAAAGAUGGUUCACUCUGUGCUCCAUGAACAGAAAGCUUCUAUAUUUCAAGAAUCCUUUGGAUGCCACAGAACUGGGGACUGUCUUUAUAGGCAUGGAGAGCUAUGGUUACUCAGUGUCGGAGAGAAGCUGCAGCAGGAGCACAAAGGGAGGACAGUGGCACUGCGGCAUCACCCUGGAGACUCCAGGCCGACAGUUUGUCUUUAUGUGUGAGCAGGAGCAGGAGCAGAGGGAGUGGCUGGAGGCAUUCAGAAAGGUCAUCUCUCAAACCAUGACCCCUGAGGACUAUGCAAACGAAGCCAACCUCAGAAGAGGCAAAUAAGUAAACACCUCUCUGCAGAUGUCCAACAGACUGGGGACACGAUGAGAUGAUGUAACAGGUGGCUGCUCUUCUGCUCUACAGUCAAGAUGAAGGUAACGGAUGCUGGAAGGGGAUUGAUACGUUUUUCACAGAGACAGACUUGCUGCUGAGAAAGUUCAAAACAAACGACCAAAUCUGAUAUUAUUGGCACAAUGCCACAUUAUUGCAUCAGAAAACACUACUUGACUCCUGCACUGUCACUUUGGCCAUGGCUCAAAACAUCACUGAAACAAUGCUGUUAUGUGCUGUUUUUUAACAAUGUCUUUUUAGCUAAUUUUUGUACAUUUCUUGUUGAUGAACAAAAAUGCUACACUGCUUAGCAUUUUAGUCAGUCCUGGAUUUAAAGGUGAAUGUAGAAGAUAGACUCUGCUUUACUGAACUCUGAAAGACAGGGGAUGGGUUUCAUCUUUUUAGUGAAAUUGUAAUGUUAUUAUGGUAUUGAUUUCACAUUAUGGACAUUAUGAUUGUA